Molecule: messenger RNA, 1023 nt
Organism: Acaulospora colombiana
Lineage: Eukaryota; Fungi; Glomeromycota; Glomeromycetes; Diversisporales; Acaulosporaceae
Source: the annotation of a GenBank genome assembly
AUGGAAGAAGAGGUCAAAGAAGCGUAUGAAAUCAUCAAAAACAUCGAUAUUCUUGAUGUUACGGCAGAGGGUACCGAAAUCUGGGUGACAGCAGAAAAUGCCUAUAAUGAACGUAUCGCGAGAGUAGAGAACCAGAUCAUUGCUCGUCUUCGCGACCGAUUGGGUACAGCUCGUAACGCAAACGAGAUGUUCCGUGUUUUCUCUAAAUUCAAUGCACUGUUUGUUCGCCCUAAGAUUCGAGGUGCAAUCCAAGAAUACCAAACUCAACUGAUUGAGUCCGUUAAGGAGGAUAUAAAGCAUCUUCACCAUAAGUUCAAGACUCAGUACCGCUAUUCAGAAGCAUAUCAUAUGUCCCAAAUGCGCGACCUUCCCCCAAUCGCAGGGGCCAUCAUAUGGGCCAAACAGAUAGAAAGACAGCUCUCAACAUACAUGAAGAGAGUAGAAGAUGUUUUGGGUAAAGGUUGGGAGCACUAUGCCGACGGUCAGAAGCUCCAGACAGAAUCUUUGGCUUUCCGCAAAAAGCUCGAUACGCGCCCAGUAUUCGAGGCAUGGCUGCACGAUAUCAACCGUCGAGAUAUGGGUAUUUCUGGCCGACUCUUCGAGAUUGUCAAAUUACGUGGUGGAGGGUAUCAAUUAGCUGUCAACUUCGACCCUCAAAUUAUAACACUAUUUAAGGAAGUCAGGAACCUCCUGUGGCUAGGAUUCCAAGUUCCACACGCCAUUAAUAAUAUGGCGAAAGAGGCUAAGCGGGUAUAUCCUCAUGCAGUAAGCUUGAUGGAGACAGUGAGGACCUAUGGCCAAACACUCCAUUUGGUUGAAGAGAAUCAAGUCAUAGAGAUGCUUGUAGCCGAGUACAGGAACGAUGCUCAGAACAUGGUUUCAAAAGGUUCUCUCCUGUGUUCUCCAUCGUCUGUCCUGUCGAAUUCGGUACACCAUAUUUGUAGGAUGUGGGUAAGGCGCUGGGCUAGAAUAUCGGAUAUACGUUCAUCGAGCCGGGCCACCCAAUUCUCUAAAUUGGCAUAG